AUGUCGACGCGAACGGAACUGGCUUCGUUGCCUUCCAUCGAGCCGCUGAAGCAAGUGGUUGGCAGUGGCAACGAGGAGCUUGCCGCGGCGCUGAUGCAAUCAAUUACGGAUGAUUUGAUCCAGCUAUAUGGGGAAGAUGAAAUCGAUGAAGAAGAGCAUGAAGAAUACCAGUCGAUGGUCGAAGAGAUGAUCAUCAACACCGACUCACCCAGCAACGAAGCUGGGAGUUGGCAAAUGGUAAUUCGCCGAGUCGUCGCUCAGCUGAACCUCGAUGUUGAAGCAGACUUUUCGUUCAAUCAUUUUGGCUUCAAGCAUUAUUACUGUUGGCACCCUUACCGGAAGAUGCUGACCGAUCGGCUGUCGGAAGACGCUCUGCAGUUGCUACGUCACCUGGAAGAAGGUCGGCCCUUGAAGGGAAAGCAAGUUCAUGACGAUGGAUCUCUUUUCGGCUGGCUGGAAGCUGACGAGGUGAAACGAUUGCACCAUGAACUGGAUGGACUGGACGAGCAUGCCAUUUCCGUUGAAGAGCUAAACGAGUUCCACGAGCAAUUGAUCGAAUGUCUGGCUGAAAUUGCCAGCUUUGCCAAUGCGGCCGAUGCCGAUCAUUUGCGUGUUGUGCUGGAAGAGCAUGGCAUCCGCGCUUUUGUCGAUGGUGGCGAUUUGCAUACAUCGCUCAGUUACAUCGGUAGUGCCCUUGGAGGCGUCCAUGUGAUUGUUCGUGCCGAGGAUGCCGAGCAGGCAGUCGAGUUGGUUCGACAGUUUGAGAAUGACGAGGAUCAGCCCAGCGGCCCUCCGUGGUUUUGUGGUGCUUGCGAAGAAGUUGUCGACGCUGGCUUUCAAGUUUGCUGGUCAUGCGGUGCUGAGCGUAGUGAAAUAGAAGUGCCGAUGCCUGAAACAGCGGAGGUUGCCUUCCACGAAGAAGAGAAUGCCCCACGUGAACGUUUGAUGGAAGUUGUUGUCAGCGAUCGACCACUAGAUUUGGCCAACCCAUUCGCGUCGCCUCGAGUCGAAGCUCAGGCCGACAAACCAAAGCCGUCCGGAGAGAUCAACGAAGAAGCAGAAGCGAUGCUACUUCGAGCCUGGCGGGCCUCCAUUCUGGGCCUGAUCGGCCUACCAUUCAUCGCCAGCUUCUAUUCGAUGUACAUGCUUGUCGCGGCGUUGAAAGUAACCGACGUCUUCUCGCAGGAAGGGAACGUGCGAUUCUACACGGCGUUCUUCAUUAAUGUCGUCGCAG
This is a messenger RNA of Symbiodinium sp. CCMP2456, 1234 nucleotides long. NCBI's taxonomy places the organism in Eukaryota, Dinophyceae, Suessiales, Symbiodiniaceae. The record is from the annotation of a GenBank genome assembly.